AUGCCCUCAACAAAGGGCCACGCCGGUGAAGGCUCUUUGGUGCUUUCGAUCAUGUCAUGUCUCGUCUACAGCGUCAUGUCAAAUGUCAUGGUACUUACCAAUCGCUAUCUACUGGGCAACAAAUAUUAUGGCUUUGAUGAAAAGUUCUUUGUAGUAGCUGUACAAGCAGCUGUGGCUGUGCUAGUAUUGGAGCUUGCAAAGAUGCAAAAGAUUGUAUCGUACGAAUCAUAUGACAGUAAAGUUGCACGUAAGUGGGCACCUGUCACUUUCUUUUUCGUAGCCAUGCUGUAUACAGGUAUGCAGGCCACAGCGGGACUUCCGAUCCACAUUGUUACAGUUUUCAAGAACGUAACCAAUAUCAUUAUCGUCUUUGGUGAAUGGCGUUUCUUUGGUGAGCGUGUAGGCGGCCUCGUUCUCGUGAGUCUCGUUGUCAUGCUCAUGGGUGCCGUCAUGUCUUCGUACAGUGACGUGGGCGGCAGGGCCACGCCCUCAUCACUCUCGGGCUACUUUUGGAUGUUUCUUAAUUGCGCUGCUACUGCCGGUUAUGUCUUGUACAUGCGUAAUGCGACGUCGCGCUCCUCACUGAAGAUCUCCAAGUUUGGCAUGGCCUUUUACAACAACCUUAUCUCACUGCCGCUACUGGUGCCGCCGCUCGUGCUUAAUGGCGAAGCUUUUACAGUCUGGAACAACCCGCUGCUCGCCAAUAUGAACUUUAACGUGCUGCUUUUUCUCAGUGGCGUGCUCGGGGUCGGACUCAAUCUUGCUUCUUUUUGGUGUGUCUCCGCCACAUCUGCUACCACGUACGCGACUGUGGGUGGUCUUAACAAGAUCCCCACUACGUUUAUCGGCGUAUUGCUACUAGGGGAGCCACUCAAGUCUGACACCGCCAUCUAUGUCGCGUUCGGCAUGAUUGGUGGUAUUCUGUACGGCUACGCCAAGUUUAAAGAGGGAGAGGCCGCUAAGAAACACAAUGCUACGCACGACGUGCUGCCGCAGACCACGCACGACACCAAGGCGUUGAUCUCCUCGUAA
Messenger RNA from Peronospora farinosa, 1032 nucleotides. Lineage: Eukaryota; Oomycota; Peronosporomycetes; Peronosporales; Peronosporaceae. The record is from the annotation of a GenBank genome assembly.